AUGGCUGAUUCUCGUCGCUCUGUCACUGCUACCUCGGACUCCGCUCGCGAUGGUGAAAGCGCGGAACCACAGCUGCCACAAGGCAGCGAUUACAAUCCUGGCGACAUAUGCUGCGUCCACGAGACUAUGGCGACAGUCGCCGAGCACAUACUCAAAGGGAGCCCCGGAAUCAAGGACGACCCCGUCCUGGUGAAGCAGUGCACAGACUCGCUCUUUCGCAUCUAUAACUUCGCCUUGGACCCUUCUCGACGUCUAGGCAGGGCGCGUCCAUGUGUCCUGUUUACGCCGGCCAAUCGUGAUCAGCAGGGCCACUACCCCGACAAUCGAAUCUACCGGCCGGGCCCUCUCAUCUGCAUAAUGGCCACAUUUGACGGGAAGCCGCCGAAAGACAGGGUUUACCUGGAUUUCAUGGUUCCCGUCUUCCCGAACUGCGAAGAGGAGGAUGGCAACUCACCUUCUGCGCGUCCCGGCUCCGGGUCUCUGCGUAUCUCGGGACCACAGCCUUGGAAGCAUGAGAAGCAACUGAUAAUCGCGUUCCGGUAUCGCUCCCCGAGUCAGGUCCUUGGCACCUGGCCGCUCCGCCCGAAUGGCCGCAAAGGAGGGUCGAAGAUGUCCUUACCCAGCAUACCCGAUAGCGGCGUAACGGGUCCGGAUUAUUGGCUCGACAGGGAGGCAUAUGCCUGGCUGGUGAAGCAGUGCAAUCAGCGGCUUGACGAGUGGUCCGCGCAGUGUGAGGCCGACCUCACUUUCGCACCGCGCUGUGCACAGGAAUACAGGAGUACCCGUGCCGCAGCGGCUCUGGAAUGGGCGUGUCACUUCGCCGCGCCACAGUCGCCCAUCUAG
Messenger RNA from Trametes versicolor FP-101664 SS1, 843 nucleotides. RefSeq lists its product as uncharacterized. NCBI's taxonomy places the organism in Eukaryota, Fungi, Basidiomycota, Agaricomycetes, Polyporales, Polyporaceae. The coding region runs from base 1 to 843 and encodes 280 amino acids. The record is from RefSeq and is a predicted model, not a curated record. The transcript has 3 exons.